Molecule: messenger RNA, 431 nt
Organism: Medioppia subpectinata
Lineage: Eukaryota; Metazoa; Arthropoda; Arachnida; Sarcoptiformes; Oppiidae
Source: the annotation of a GenBank genome assembly
GUCUCCUCCACUCCAAGAGCUGAUCCCAUCAAACAGUAGAUCACAUUUGGGUUGAGAUGUCUGCUGUUGUGUUGAGUCCGGAGAAAAGGGUUUACGUAUCGAUCAAACCAUACAAUCAAUUGAAAAGUCCGAAAAUAUGUCUUUCGUUGGACUCAAGCGAUGAGACAAUUGAUGGUAAAGAGGGUCACAAUGGAUGCCAAUCGUGUCCAGUAUUGAAACGAAUGGUUGUCCACAAAGACACUGCCAUUAGACGACUGUCCGAAGACAGGGAACAAUUGAAACUGAAAUUAACGCAAAUUAAUAAUCAAAACAUUGAAUUAAAGCAAACGCUUAAACGAUUGCAAUCGCAAGACAGCGGUUCCGCUGCCAUCGAAAGCAAUGAGAAGUACGUGACUCUGAAGGCCAGUAACGAUGAAUUGGUGGCAAUCAAU